AUGGCCGCCAAGCAAGCCGCUGAGAAGCUCAUCUCGGAGCACCUCGUUGCUGUGUUCAGCAAGAGCUACUGCCCUUACUGCAGUCAGGCCAAGAGUGUCAUCGACAAGCUCGGCCUGGACAAGUCCAAGGUCGGCAUCCUCGAACUCGACACCAUGGGCUCCGAAGGCUCCGACAUCCAGGCUUACCUCCAGGAAAAGACCAGCCAGCGAACCGUCCCCAACAUCUUCAUCAACCAGAAGCAUCUCGGUGGCUGCUCCGACUUGCUUGACGCCCAGAAGAGCGGAAAGCUCCAACAGCUCGUCAAGUAA
Molecule: messenger RNA, 309 nt
Organism: Kalmanozyma brasiliensis GHG001
Lineage: Eukaryota; Fungi; Basidiomycota; Ustilaginomycetes; Ustilaginales
Product: Glutaredoxin
Exons: 2
Coding region: 1-309 (102 amino acids)
Biological process (GO): cellular response to oxidative stress
Cellular component (GO): cytoplasm; nucleus
Molecular function (GO): glutathione disulfide oxidoreductase activity
Source: RefSeq, a predicted model, not a curated record